GAUUUCCUAUUCGCGUCCCAAUUACGAAAUGAAGAGCUUGCCAAGUUACAAUAUGUAGUGUGCUGUGUAAUGAAUCCAUGCUAUUAACUGAAAAGAACAGAAAUGGAUGGAGACAGAGAAAGCCAGCGCUGGAACUGGGAUUGCCCUAAUACUAGGCGACAGCUGGAGGAACUGUUUUUUAGUGAGCAAGGAUACAUCAAGGCAAAUUCUGAAGACAGCAAGGAGUUUUGGGUGUUUUUUGACCGCUUUCAGAGAUUCCAGAAGAUGCAGAAGAGAGGUGAUAAAUGCAAAGGGAGAACAGACAAGGAAAAAUAUAGUGGUAGUUUAAAGGACCUGCCUAAAGUGUAUGACCCCAGGUACCGUAUUAACUUUUCCAUCAUCCAAAGUAAGGAUGUGGAGAAAUCUAGACAUAACCAUGUAAAAGAAUAUAGAUCUAGAGACUGUAGAUCAAUACCAAGGGAGAAGUUAGAGGAGUUUAAGAUGUCUGUUCUGCACUAUUUGGACUUCACCCAGAAACAAAGCUUUGCAAAACUUGUCAAGCUUCGCAAGGAGAGAUCAAGCUUGCCCAUAUUUCAGUACAAGGAGAAGAUAAUUAGUAUGGUGCAUAAACAUCAGGUGGUGGUGGUAGCCGGGGAUACUGGAUGUGGAAAGUCUACUCAAGUACCACAGUACAUGUUGGCAGCAGGGUUUGGACAUAUUGCUUGCACUCAGCCACGCCGAAUUGCCUGUAUUUCAUUAGCCAAGCGAGUUGGAUUUGAGAGCCUCAAUCAGUAUGGUUCAAAGGUUGGGUACCAAAUCCGAUUUGAGAGCAGCCGAUCACCUGCUACAAAAAUUGUGUUCAUAACUGAGGGCCUCUUGCUACGUCAAAUCCAAAGGGACUCCACGCUUCCUCAAUAUCAAGUAAUUAUUGUGGAUGAGGUUCAUGAAAGACAUCUACAUAGUGACUUUCUUCUCGGUGUGCUACGCCAGCUUCUUGUUUUGCGUCCAGACCUUAAAGUCAUACUUAUGUCUGCCACCAUCAACAUCAAAUUAUUCUCUGGAUACUUUGAACAGGCACCAGUACUUCAGGUCCCUGGGAGACUCUUUCCAAUUCAGGUAAUAUACCAACCAAUUCCUCAGGAGGAAACAGUGUCAAAGUCAGAGAAACUGGAUCCUCGACCAUACCUCCAUGUGCUGCAGGCCAUUGAUCACAAAUACCCACCAGAUGAGCGUGGUGAUCUGUUAAUAUUCUUGAGUGGAGUGACUGAAAUCAGCAGUGUCCAAGAAGCAGUGCAGGUGUAUGCCACCCACACUCAGCGCUGGAUUGUGCUUCCGUUACACAGCACAUUAUCAAUUGCAGAUCAAGACAAGGUUUUUGACUUGGCUCCUGUAGGUGUCAGAAAAUGUAUUAUCUCAACUAACAUUGCUGAGACAUCAGUCACAAUCGAUGGAGUAAGAUUUGUACUUGAUUCAGGUAAAGUAAAGGAGAUGAGUUUUGACCCGAAAGCUAAGAUGCAGCGUCUGCAGGAGUUCUGGAUCAGCCGUGCAAGUGCAGAGCAAAGGAAAGGCCGCGCGGGUAGGACAGGGCCAGGGGUGUGUUAUCGACUGUAUGCAGAGUCAGAUUAUGAUGCCUUUUCUCCAUACCCUGUCCCCGAAAUCCAGCGAGUGGCACUGGAUUCCUUGGUUCUUCAGAUGAAAAGCAUGGAGCUGGGUAAUCCUCGACACUUCCCCUUUAUCGAGCAGCCCUCCAUGUCUAGCAUUGAGACAGCUAUUUUCUAUCUUCGAGACCAAGGGGCACUAGACAUAAAUGAAGAACUUACGCCCAUUGGGAAACUGCUUGCCAAACUGCCUGUUGAUGUUGUUAUAGGAAAAAUGCUGAUCUUAGGCUCACUUUUCAGCCUAGUGGAACCAGUUCUGACCAUUGCUUCUGCUCUAAGCGUGCAGUCUCCUAUCCUGCGAAACUCAACAAGCAACCCAGAGUGGGGCACUGCCAGAAAGCCUCUGGAGAGUGAGCAUGGGGAUCCCUUUACACUGCUCAAUAUUUUUAACGAGUGGGUCCAGGUUAAGGCAAAUCAGAGAAGUAACUCAAGGAAGUGGUGUAGACGCCGGGGGCUAGAAGAACAAAGGUUAUAUGAAAUGGCGAACCUCCGUCGACAGUUCAAGGAACUUUUGAAGGACCAUGGGCUACUGGAAGAGAAUGUAGCUCAAAGAGGAGAUCGAAACAGUCGCCAACGACAGCAUAAGGAGCGCAAAGAGCUACACCAGCUCAAAAGACAGCAUGAACGGGUGGAAAAACGAAAGCGUAAAGUGUUAAAGCUACAGGAUGAGGGUGCUGGGUCCUCUAGUGAUGGAGAAGAACAGUACCACACUGAAAAACAUAGAAAGGACAGAAAAGACAGCAUAGAUAUUCAGGAUGUAAAAUUCAAGUUAAGGCACAACAUCCAUGAAUUGCAUGCAUCUUCCAGUACGGGCCAAGAUCUCUCCAGCCAGGAGGUAUCGUUACUGAAACUGAUUGUGUGCCAUGGUUUGUACCCACAGCUAGGGGUGCCUGAUAGCUUCAACAGUUGUCGAAAGGAUUCUGAUCAGGUUUUUCAUACAAAAAAUAAACAGGGAGUCGUUUUGCAUCCAACUUGUGUCUUCUCCUGCAAUCCUGAACUUCUGCAAGUAAACAGUGAAGAGGAGUCUGCUGGGAAUGAGUCAGGAAACAAAGGUCAGAGCAGCAGGCACCAGAUUGUGGCGUUUGUCUCGCUCCUGGAGACAAACAAGCCUUACUUGGUAAACUGUGUGAGACUGUCAGCUCUCCAGGGUUUUCUACUGCUGGCCCGAUGCAUUGACACCAGUGCAGACUGCUGCCGCAUUGUAUGUGAUAAGUGGAUGGAGAUGAACGUGGACAAUCCUGAAAGUGCUUUGUGUUUGAUCACAGAAGCAGUGCAGUUAAGGGUAGCUUUAGAGAAACUUCUCAAAUCCAGACUGGAGAAGCCUUCUAGAAGAGAGGACCAUACAGAAGACGAUGCUUGGACAGCAAGGCAAGAGGCAGAACGAUUAGGCAGACGUUUGGUGGAUUAUGUGAGGCCAGAGGCGAUUUACAGUAUGCGGAGAUUAGCUGCCUUAGAAGCUCAGAACCUGUAUGUGGGACCUCAAGUUCUCAGCUCUGCUUCGGGUCUUCCAGGGGUGUUUACUGGUGUGGAAUUGAAACCGGAUCCUCUAAAAGGAGGCUACAGCGUGACCAAUUUCCUUACAUAUAACUGCCUUGCGAGCGAGACUGAUUUCUACAGUGAUUGUCUGCGUUCUUUUUGGACAUGCCCACAUUGUGGUCUUUAUAUGCCAUUUACUCCCAUGGAAAGAAUGAGCCAUCAGAACAGCUGCAUGGUGGAGGAGACAUCAGAAGGACUUGGGGAACAGGACAACAAGAUGACUUCAGUGACUUCUUUGCACAGAAACUAUCAUUGUGACAUAUGCCAGAAAGACUUGAUGUUGACACCAACUGAAAUCCUUAAGCACAAAAGGCAGCAUCUUAAUAGCUAAUAAAAGGAAAUGCAUUUGUAGGACUGUUGUACAUUUGUUCAUAUUUGCUUUGUUAAUGAGAAUUUUAAAGCCGUGUGCUUGUUUUUGGUGGUUAGCCAUUCUAGCUGUGUGGCUUUAUUCUGAAACUCAAAUUAAUGUAUGUCCUACAAUCAGUUAAAGGUAAAUUAUCUUGAAAAUUAAAAUUAAAAAAAACUAAAUUAAGAAACUUUAACUUUAUAAUCAAGUAAAAAUCUAAAUUCUGUGCUGUUUUUAAAAUAAAGUUACUCUUCACUGUUCCCCUCUCA
This is a messenger RNA of Xenopus tropicalis (tropical clawed frog), 3788 nucleotides long. It is a transcript of the gene dhx34, whose product is annotated as DEAH-box helicase 34. Bases 103 to 3504 code for a protein of 1133 amino acids. The transcript is spliced from 17 exons. The record is from RefSeq and is a predicted model, not a curated record. NCBI's taxonomy places the organism in Eukaryota, Metazoa, Chordata, Amphibia, Anura, Pipidae. Gene Ontology annotation, molecular function: nucleic acid binding; ATP binding; nucleotide binding.